Vigna radiata var. radiata (mung bean) is the source of this 2191-nucleotide messenger RNA. RefSeq names its product probable beta-1,4-xylosyltransferase IRX9H. Gene Ontology annotation, molecular function: galactosylgalactosylxylosylprotein 3-beta-glucuronosyltransferase activity; xylosyltransferase activity. The transcript has 5 exons. Bases 463 to 1764 code for a protein of 433 amino acids. The record is from RefSeq and is a predicted model, not a curated record. Gene Ontology annotation, biological process: plant-type secondary cell wall biogenesis; glucuronoxylan biosynthetic process. Gene Ontology annotation, cellular component: Golgi membrane. Lineage: Eukaryota; Viridiplantae; Streptophyta; Magnoliopsida; Fabales; Fabaceae.
CUUUAUGUUUUUUUUUUUUUUCCUUUGCUUUUCCAUUUUUGUUUUUUUGCAGGAUUUGUUUUCAUUUUCUGGUUUGAAGUUCCUUCCUUUUAGAUCUAAAAACCUCCACAGAUUCCUGAAUCUCUGUUAAUUUGACUCACGCACGACCACAGAACUAGUUGCGGCAGAAGGGAAAUUCUCUACAGUGCCGAAGUUCUUCCCUUUUAGCGCCCCACUUGUUUGGAAAGUUGGAACAACGCUCCAUUUUUGCUUCGCCGUCAUUUCGCUUUAUUUUGCAUCUUUGGCUCUGUAACAUGGUCACUUGGAAGGUCUUGGUCAAAGCCAACAGGUCAUGACAACUGUUGUUUUUGGUGUUGAAAGACAAGAAUUUUAUUAUUGUUUUGCAAUUUGGAUACUUUCUAGCCGUUAUUGUACGCACGGGGAUCAUCUGGGGUUACUAAACUUUGGUUUGGAUUUCUAUUGAUGGCAUCUAUUAGAAGAACUUUGUCGCCUGUUGCUAGGGCUGGAACUGCAACGAAUGUUGAAGUCUGUUCAGUAGCUUCUCCGUUGUCUAAGUCGUCGUCAAGUCCUCAUAACUGGUCACCUUCAGUUGGAUUGGACUACCGUGCUUUUGUGUUUGGUGCUUUCUCCCCAAGGUCUUUCAGGGGUUUUGAGAGAUCAAAACCCAGGGGCCAGCUCUGGAGGAAGGUACUAUUCCAUUUUUUCAUCUGUUUCAUGGUUGGUGUUUCUGUUGGACUCAUUCCACUUGCAUCAGUACACAUGUCAAUGAAUCUCAUGCCAAAACAUCGAGCCUUCUCAUUUGAGGUGAUAUCUGCAAUGGGAAAUUUCCAGCAGCUUGAAAAUGCAGCGAUAAAUAUAACACCAUCAGUCAACGAGGCUGUGAAUUUUAAUGCUUCUUUGUAUGUAACUGCGAAAGAACCAGAUCUAAUAGAUGGCGUGGCAUAUAAUAUGUCAAAUAGCCAAAUCCGUGAACAUUCACAUGUGGAGUCUCAGAAGCUACUCAUCAUUGUGACUCCAACAUACAAUCAUCUAUUUCAAGCAUAUUACUUGCAUCGCUUGUCACAAACAUUAAAACUGGUCUCACCUCCCUUGUUGUGGAUUGUUGUUGAGAUGACUUCCCAAUCUGAAGAAACUGCUGACAUCUUAAGGAGUAGUGGGAUUAUGUACAGGCAUCUCACUUGUAAAACAAAUAUAACAAACCCAGGCCAUAGGAGCAUUCUUCAAAGAAAUAUUGUAAUGGCUCACAUUGAAACUCAUCGUCUUGAUGGAAUUGUUUACUUUGCAGAUGAUGAUAACAUCUAUUCAGUGGAGCUCUUUCAGCGAAUGAGAGAAAUAAGGCGAUUUGGAACAUGGACUGUAGCAAGAUUAUCAGGGGAUAGAAGUAGAAUUGUCUUGCAAGGACCCAUCUGUAAUGGAAAUCGAGUAAUUGGAUGGCAUACGAAUGAAUCAAAUGGGAAAUCCAAAAGAUUUCAUGCUGAAAUGUCGGGCUUUGCCUUCAAUAGUACGAUACUCUGGGAUCCAAAGAAGUGGCAUCGCCCUACUCUAGAAUCUAUCAGGCAACUUGACUCGGUCAAGGACAGUUUGAGGGUCAGCACAUUGAUUGAGCAGUUGGUUGAAGAUGAAAGUCAAAUGGAGGGCUUGAUGGACAACUGCUCGAGAAUUAUGGUCUGGCAUAUCGAUCUUGAAUCAUCUUAUUCGUCCUAUCCACAGAAAUGGAUUGUAAAGAACAACCUAGAUGCCAUUUUUCAGCUUCCACUUGUGUGAAAUCCUGGUGGAGAAGUGGAGAGCAGUAAAUCUUCAUCCUGGCUGGGAGAUAUUAUAAAGAAUUGAAGGUGAUCUGCAAAUGCUUUGUUAUCUAUCUUCAACUGAUUCAGUGGUUGGCUACUCCAUAUAACGUGAAUGACUGCCACUGUCACGUGGUGGCAUGGUUGUUUCCUGUGAAAAACUCCAUUAACUAAUGGUGCAUUUUCCCCUCUAACAAUUUGUACAUUAUAAAAACAAUUAUAUAGUUUCUGAGCAGUCCACACCACACUGUCACAUUUUGGAUUUUUGUAGAGCACAUAGCAGAGGCAGUGACGUUUCAAUUGGACCCCUGCUACUUCCCUCCAUCUUUUGUUACAGUUGAACAAUCUCUCCUGUAAAAUUAUGGCAGGAAUUUUGAAUGUGAAAAUAUGUAACAGUUUUCACUGCA